AUUUAGCAGUACCGAUAACUUUAUUCCCAACAAUAAGCACAUCAACCCCAAUAUUGGCUUUACCAAGUCAAGCAGCUCCGAACGUAGCAAAUAAUCCAUUAUCCAUUAGCAAUUUCUUAAAACCAAUAGAAAUACCAAAUACAACAUUACUGAACAAAAUUAACAAAAUAUUAGUCAUAGAAAUUCUAA
This is a messenger RNA of Racocetra persica, 189 nucleotides long. The record is from the annotation of a GenBank genome assembly. NCBI's taxonomy places the organism in Eukaryota, Fungi, Glomeromycota, Glomeromycetes, Diversisporales, Gigasporaceae.